GCCGGGCUGCGGGCGCGCUCUGCGGGCUGCAUGUGCGGACUGCGGGCGCUGCUGGGGCUCGGCCUGCUGGUUGCUGGCUCGCGGCUGCCGCGGGUCAGAAGCCCAGCUGGCGUCUGCCGCUCGGGACGCGUCUGGUGGGCGUCGCCGCGGCUGAGUUCGGGGGGACACGGAGACCCAGGGGCCAUGGCGAGCACAGCGGUGAAGUAUCUCAGCCAGGAGGAGGCCCAGGCGGUGGAUCAGGAGCUGUUUAACGAGUACAAGUUCAGCGUGGACCAACUUAUGGAGCUGGCUGGGCUGAGCUGUGCCACAGCCAUUGCCAAGGCAUAUCCUCCCACAUCCUUGUCCAGGAGCCCCCCAACGGUCCUCAUCAUCUGUGGCCCCGGGAAUAAUGGAGGAGAUGGCCUGGUCUGUGCUCGACACCUCAAACUCUUUGGCUACCAGCCAACCAUCUACUAUCCCAAAAGGCCUAACAAGCCACUCUUCACCGCGCUGGUGACCCAGUGUCAGAAGAUGGACAUCCCUUUCCUUGGUGAAAUGCCUUUAGAGCCUCUGAUGAUUGAUGAGCUGUACGAGCUGGUGGUGGACGCCAUCUUUGGCUUCAGCUUCAAGGGUGAUGUUCGGGAGCCAUUCCAGAGCAUCCUGAAAGUCCUGAGUGGAAUCACUGUGCCCAUUGCAAGCAUCGACAUUCCCUCAGGGUGGGAUGUGGAGAAGGGAAACUCAGAAGGGCUCCAGCCAGACAUGCUCAUCUCCCUGACAGCACCCAAAAAGUCUGCAACCCAGUUUACUGGUCGCUACCACUACCUGGGGGGUCGUUUUGUACCACCUGCUCUGGAAAAGAAGUAUCAGCUGAACCUGCCCUCCUACCCUGACACUGAGUGUGUCUACCGUCUGCACUGAGGGAAGGUGGGUGGGCAUUCUCCCCAAUAAAGACUUAGUGCCUAUCUUUCCCAGAA
This is a messenger RNA of Loxodonta africana (African savanna elephant), 953 nucleotides long. RefSeq names its product NAD(P)HX epimerase (gene NAXE). The record is from RefSeq and is a predicted model, not a curated record. Gene Ontology annotation, molecular function: NAD(P)HX epimerase activity. The coding region runs from base 31 to 897 and encodes 288 amino acids. The transcript has 6 exons. NCBI's taxonomy places the organism in Eukaryota, Metazoa, Chordata, Mammalia, Proboscidea, Elephantidae. Gene Ontology annotation, cellular component: mitochondrion.